CGUUCUUUGGCUCUUUGCUCCACGUGGUGCGCGCGUCAGGGGUGGGAGCCAACGUGGACCCGCGAAGAGUGGGGCAAGAUUUCAAAUCAGUAUCAUUCGGAAUGCUUUGCGGGAUGUGACAGAAUCUGAUACAGUUUUCGUGGAGUUUUCGCGAAGUUUUACACCGUUACUCAAUUGUGAUAGAUAUCUUUAAUCAAAAACAGUAGAUAAUGGAAAAUUCAGCAUACGUCCCUAAUUCCGCUCAUCUGAAUUCUCCGGCAUUAGUGGUGUUUUCCCAAGCCGCCGGAGGAUUGCAAGACGCCCUAAGAAUUCAAAGGCCCUUUAAUCCACAGUUUGCAAUGACAGAAGCAUCCAAGGAUCUUCACAGACCGUUCACCGCUUCGUCUUUCGGUCUUCGACACAUGGAAGCAUAUUCAGGCAUUCCGGCCCACAUCUUGAAUCACCUUCAACCUCAAUUUUUACACCCAGGUCUAACCUUAGGCUCCGGAGCCUUUCGACCCUUAACAGAUCUCAAAUCUUUCUCUUCUCCUUCAGCUUUCGCGCCUCCAAAAUGUCUCAAAAUCGAGACUAAUAACGAAGGUAUGCACUCUAGUCAUAAUCACGCUAUUUUUUCUCCUUCGGAGGAGCGUCUUUUGGGGCCUAGUCCCAGGACUGAUUCGUGUAGUCCUGCGAGUGCGUCUAUGUCCCCGCAGCCACAAACUGCGGUUAAAGAAGAAAGUUUGGAUGCACAGAUGUCUGAGGAUGGGGAAACGCAGGGCCAGGGUACAGGAAGUGAUUCCCCAGGUGUGCACGAGGACGCCAGAGGAUUUCGAAUAGGUCCGCUUUUUGGAGGAAGUUUUAAUGGAAAUGGACCUUACACAUUUACAGUACCAGGUCUUCCACCAGCAGCCCAUGCACUUGCCAAAUCGACUUUUCUUUUCGACCACGGAUCCGAACAAUGGCAGAAUUUGCGACUAACAUCUUCAAGAUUUGCAGACUUUGUGAAAAAGAAAAAACGUGAUCCUUCUAGCUGUCCUAUUUGCGGUCUCACGAUAUCCCCCGGAGAUUUGGAAUCUCACUUUAUGCACGAACUUGAAAGGCUCUACAAACUAAGCGGAUCAGGAAUAGCAGCUUCAAGGAAAAGAAGCCGACCAGAACCUGGCAGACCACCAGCUUUACCUGGGGAUAGCGGCCCUGAAGGAAGAUGGGAGACCUUUCAACGAAUUAAGACAAAUAGGCAAGGACGUCUUAGAAUCAAGAUUCGCAAGAGGAAAGGUGACGAGAUAUGUCCAAUCUGCACAGGUCAUCCACAAAGAACUCUAGAAGAAAUUAAUAUGCACGUGGAACGAUGUGUUAGAAAGAAUGUAUUACAUGACGAAGACGAAACUGUAGAUGUUGAAGGUGACUCCGAAUUAGAAGAAUGGCACGAAUCCCAAAGAAGAAGAACCAGUUCUUUGGUUGGUGGUUUAACGAUACCAACAAGUACAGGCAGAACGGAAGUCGACAACGAAGGAGAUGACGUCAUAGUAGACGGGGACGAGCCUGAAGAAAGUACAUUCGGUCCUUCCCAGUACACAGAAAAUGAUGUAGUAUUAAAAGAAAAUAAAGACAAGGAAGGAGCACAAUCGCAGGUAGCGACAGUUAAUUCAAGUGUAGAUGUGGAAGUGAAGGUGGAAAGUGGAGGGCAACAAUGCGAUAGCAACGUGAGCACCUCAGAUGCCGAACCGAGCAGUAGGGCACAAAUGAUCGAAGAACUUAGGAAUAGGAUCAAACAAUUAGAAGCUGAGGGAGGAGGCGAACCAGCUAGUAGCACGGAAACGGAAGAUUAUAAAUGUUUAAUUUGUCUGGAACAUUACAAAAAACCUGUUAUUUCGACUGUUUGUUGGCAUGUACAUUGUGAGGAAUGCUGGCUUCACACUUUGGGUAGCAAAAAGGUGUGUCCUCAGUGUAGUAUGAUAACAUCUCCCACUGAUCUCCGAAGGAUAUUCAUGUAAAAUAACUAAAUUUAGAUUUAAUACAGAUUGUGUAAAUUCUCUAAACAUAAGCAAGAACGGCGGCACUUAAACUGUUCUACAGGGUGUUUUUAAAUAUCUUAUUGUUUUUAACGAUCUGAGGUUUUCUAUUUGCACAAUUCUGUCUUAAAUUUAGUAGAAAAUUAUUUUCGAAACUAACUUUAUAACGUAGUUACAAGGAAUUAAACUAAUAUAAGAACAAAACAGCAAAUUUAUGAUUCAAAAAUGAGCUAAACUAAACCUACAACAAAAAAUUCAAAUAAUACUGCAGUUAACAUUCUGUGGAAUUGUAGAUAUUCGACAUCAAAAAAUCAUUGCUUUAAUUUGUGAGUUAUUCGUAAUUAUUUGAACCAAGCAUUAAUUGCAACAACAAUUAGAUAACAUUUUCAUAGGUUGGCCAUGAAAUUAUUAAAUCAAAAGUAAUUUUUAGAAAAACAAUUUUCAUGAUAAUUUAGACUCAUCCUGAAACACCUAAAUAGUUAAGAUUGUUCUUUGUUGUUUUAUUCCACCUAAGUCAGUAUCCCUCGUAGUAAUAUGCCGAUUCUCAUUGAGAAUUAGGUACACUUAAUUUACUUUCUUCAUUUACAGUAGUUUUUGUUUGAUCAAAUUUCUUGCAAUCUACAUCUCCAGUCCAUUGGAACCAUUCUAGUAAACUUUGAAAAGCCCCUCUUUUUGUUUGUCGUCUAUCAAGGAAUUUCUGAUGAUACAUUCUUUUUGAUAGAAGCGCAUUUUUAUACACUCUUCUAGCAUAAAAACUAUAUCAAUCAGUUCCUUGUUAGAAAAAUAAUCUAAUAUAAAAGUUUUAACAAGUUUAGUGUCAAAGUCACAGCCAAGUGUGUGUUUUUAUUAAUGUUUUCCACACCAACAAUUUUAGCUACUUAGGUAUUUUGAUAUCGUAUCCAAUAUUAACAAAUUAUAGAUCAGUUUAGAUUAUUAUGUCUUUUUUUUCUAAAAAUUAUUUUUCUUCUUCUUCCCCUUUAUAAGCAAUUCUGCUUGUUCAUUGGGGGGUUCAUGCUUCUAUGGAAGGUUGUCAGUCCAUCUUUUGCGCGGUCGGCCAAUACUUCUUCUACCGAUUGGUGAUUUAUCUCUUGCUAUUUUGACCACACGUGUCUCACUCAUUCUGGUUAUGUGAUUAUUCCAUUCUUUUUUCUAUUUAGUGUCCAUUCGUUUAUACACUGUACGUUACAUUAUUUUCUAAUGUCUUCACUCCUCUUUCGAUCUCUCAGUGUAUUUCCUGGAAUUCUUCUCAGUACUCUCAUUUCUGCCGUUUCCAGUAGUCUUUGUGUUGUCGCUUUUUCGGCAGAUCCGGAUUUAAGGCAGUGGGGGCCCCUGGGCAAAAUUGGUGUGGGGCCCUACCUCCUACAAUUAAAAAAUUGUUGUUGUAACUAUGGUAUGUAGCUAACUACAGGGUUUUCUCGUUUAGAAAUUUAAAAAAAUGUUGAUCUACUUUUACAAAUAUAUUUUUAAAUAAUAAAAAAUACAAGAACUGUAAUUUGUUUUUUGUUACAGUAAAACAUUAAAAAUAAAACGUAGUAAAAUAUAUGGUUAAUCCCGGGUACUUUUCGAGAUUUUUUCAUUGAGAAUUCUUUAAUUAUGUCGGACAUGUUUGGUUGCUUUAGGACAUCGUAUUCAAUGCCCAUUAUAGAGAGAUGAUUCAAACGCUCUUGGCCCAUCAUAGACCGAAGUCGAUUUUUAAUUAACUUAAAUUUUGAGAAUAACCUCCCUCUACUGCAUUUAGUUAGCAUCAGAACUAUACAAACGAAGUGUCACCACAACAUUUGGAAACGUAUCAUUCACAUUCUUUUAGCAGUCGGUACAUUUGAAGUUCUUUAUUUAUAAUAUUGAUGAGCUGAUUUCCUCUUUAAAUGAAUUGAAAAAAUUCUACAAAUUGUACCAAUUCAAAAUUUAGGUUUUCAUCUAAAUCAUUGCUAUCAAUGUCGGUAAGCUUGAGUUUCAUUGGAAGUUAAAUUUUCCAAAUAAUGUAAAAAUCCAAAAUUGGAAUGAAUGGCCUCACAUGCAGAAAGCCUCCGACUUAAAGAGGAAAUGAAGUGAACUAUAACAGCGAUUAAAUUUUGAAUUAUAAAUUUCUCUGAUGUUGCCAUUUCAGUCUCUGAAAUAUUAGAACUAAUUAAAAGAAUAUAAAUUCUUUAAGUGAUCUAAGUGCCGCCACUCCUGAAUUAAGAUCAAUAUUUGGAUCUUGGAGAAUACGACUUGUGCUGUUUGUCCUCUUUAAGAUUUCAUUCCAAAAUAUUGCAAAUAUUCUUGUUUCCAGUAAACACAUUCGAUUAUACAAACCAUUUGCAUCGUUACGAGUUUCAAAUUGUUGCUCAUCGUCUUACGAAAUUUUGGAUAAUGCUUCUUUGAUCUGAUUAUAACCUUCAACUAGUUCUUUUUCGGCGUCACUUCUAGAUGACAAUCUAGUAGUAGGUAUUUACUAGGACGGUUUUAAACAUUGGAUUAACAAGUUGUAUCUAUAUGUAGACGAAAAAUACAUAUAAUUCAUAAUAUAGUCCAUCCAGGAAAUCAAAGAAUGCUAUGGCAGCAGGACAACACUCAGCUGCAGCUUUUGCAACUAAAUUUAGAGAGUGGGCGGCACACGAAAUCCACAACGGCAAUAUACUUAUGUUAUGUAAUUCCAGCCUAACACCAUUGUAUUUUCCACUCAUGACUGACGGGUUGUCCUUGGACCGUCCCCUGCAGAUUCUCAAAUUGAUAUCAUCUUCUUGCAAGAAUGCCAUUAGAAAAUUAAAUAUAUCUUCUGCUUUAUAAUGACCGUGACUUAGCAAAGAUACAUUUUCAACAGGAGAGAAACCUUCCAUGUAACGAAAUAACACAGUUAAUUGAUUGACAAAAAUUAUUCUAUGUGAAUAAUGUGCUGAUAUUUUUAAGUUUGGGACUUUGUGGGGGCCCCAGAAUGUGGGGGCCCCGGGCAGCUGCCCAGCCUACCCCCUUAAAUGCGGCCCUGUGUAUCGGGUCUUGUUUCUGAUGCAUAUUUCAUUAUUGGUAUUACACUGGCUUUAUAAAUUCUUGACUUCAUCUCAGUGUUAAUAUGUCGGUUUCGCCAUAUAGUGUUAUUAAGGCAUCCUUCCAGUCUAUUUGCUUUUUGUACUUGAUUUAAAAAAAUUAUUUUUGAUUUAAUAUUCUCAUGGUCCACCUAUAAGAUUUCAAAUAAAUUGUUGCUGCAAUUAAUGUUUCACUCAAAUAGUCAGAAAAUACUCAUUCCAAGUUUUGAUCAACCCUGUAUACCAAAAUUAAAUAUAUCGAUAUUUUAAUAGUUUUGGACACUAGUAGACUAUAUUAAAAAUUGUUUGAAUAAGAGUAGAUUUUUUUAUGUCAAAUCUCUCCAAUUCUACAGGAUGUAUUGCUAUGAAAUUAAUGAAAAAAACGUAAUUAUUUUUUAAACUACCUGGUACAACAUUGUAAAACCUUAUAUUAAAAAAACAAGAACAUCGAGCCGAAUUCAAAAAUAUAUAGGGUGUUUCAUUAAAAAAAAAUAAGCCGUCAAUACAAUAAUCCAUGCUCCAAAUUUUACCUUAACAAUUUUUAUCGUAUCUCGUAUCACUUACAACAAAUAAGUAAUUGGUGUUCCUGAACUAAUGCCGCACCCUGUAUAAACACAGGAAUUCUCGAACUCAAUAAUUCAGAAGUUUAUCAAGUGUUUAAGUAUCUAGUCUUGGCUGCUUACGAUAAGAUCGUAAAAAGUCUUAAUGAAUAAAACUUGCAUAAUACCUACUAUACGUAUUAUGCAAAAACAUACGUUUAAUUAUGGUCAUUAUGAUGCAAGUAUGACGGCUACGACAUGAGCCGCGAAGCGUCGAGUGUUGUAUAGAAUACGAGCACCAUAAUGACAAUUAAAUGCAAGUUGUAUUUUGAUUUUGAUGCAGUUCAUAUUGAAAUCAUAGAUUUGUGAAACGCCCACUUUGAUAUAAUACGUUAUACUGAACUGCCAACGCUUUUAUCACUAUACGUUCUUGUACUACUUAAUUAUCAAAUAUUAUAUUUUUCAUAGUAGUAAUGUGUAGGUACCUAUAAAGUAAGUUUCGAAAGGUUUUCUGAGAUUGAAAACGUUGAAAUAUUGAAAGCACCGUACUUAUACUAAAUAAAUGCACUAUUACUGAUAACCAUAGCUUAGCUACCCAAACAACAUGUAUUCAUAAACUAAGAAACGUACGACACAGUUACUGUUUGACGCAAAAAAAUACAAUUUUUAAAGUUCUUUAUUUUUUAACAUAAAUUUAAAAAUACCUAGUAUGUUUAUACCUGAUAUCUUCAUAAUACCGGGUGUCCACUUACAUUUUCCCCCAUUUUAACUGCCUAUAACUUCUAAACGGCUUAAGAUAGAAAUAUGCGGUUUUCGAUGAAAUGUUUUAUUUUAGUAAAAGUUUUGUCUGAAUGAAUUGAAUUUUUUAUAUCGCUUUCAAAUACGAAAAGAAAAAUGGCGGAUUUUUGAAAAAAACGUUGUUGACUUUUUUUUAAUGCAACACCCAGUAUAUUUUUUCGUAAAUUAAAACCAAGGUCAUUCACCUAUCCAGCGAUAUAAAGUUUUUCACAAUCGGUUGUCAAAUCACUGAGUAAUUAAUUUUUAAAAUGGGCGGUGCAACGUGGAUAUCACAUACCUAAAUAACAUAACUAAACAAAAUGAUAUUAUGUUAUGUCAUGAAGAGAAGUAUCCAUAUUACUCAAAUGUGGUCUCGAGGUAACCAGUUAAAAAAAACUCGAAGAGGUACCACAAGGUUAUUUAUUAUUGUUAAAAAUCAUAAAAGGACGCGUUUCGGCUUUUACA
Diabrotica virgifera virgifera (western corn rootworm) is the source of this 6774-nucleotide messenger RNA. Its product is annotated as protein Teyrha-meyrha-like. The record is from RefSeq and is a predicted model, not a curated record. Gene Ontology annotation, molecular function: ubiquitin protein ligase activity; metal ion binding. The transcript is spliced from 11 exons. The coding region runs from base 210 to 1973 and encodes 587 amino acids. Gene Ontology annotation, biological process: protein ubiquitination. Lineage: Eukaryota; Metazoa; Arthropoda; Insecta; Coleoptera; Chrysomelidae.